UUUACAACAUAGAGGUUUACAAUCGUAUUUGCUGCAUCGUUCAGGAAACGACAGAUUCCUCUAGCCUACGUUUGAAUUGGACUGGACUAUGGUGCGAAAUUUUAGAAUGGAUUGUUUGGCAUUCGUUGGGUUAAUUUUUCGUCUUCUGGGAGACCUGCCAAGAUGAUGAAGGAGUGCCUGCAGUUCCUCAUCGAGCCCGCUAAGAACCUCAAGAUACGACUCAAGGAGUCUCGUAAGAAGGUCAGGAGCGAAAAGAAGCAGCCUCUUGUGGAGACUCAGUUUUUCAUCAUGGAGCUGGCCAGGGAACUGAACCGCGUGUGCCAGAAAUCAGAUGUUCUUAGACGCAUAUGGACCUGUGAGGACACCUGGCCCCCCCUGCUGUGCCGUGCUUUCAUCCUGGAGUGGGGUUGCAUGCUGGAGAGCAAGGACAGACCCAUGCAGACGGACGGCUGGCCAGAGAAGCGUGAUUGGAAGAGGCAGCUUUUGGAUAUGCUGGAACAGGGGAGUGAGCAGGACAUCGAGACCUCUAAGAGGAUCAUACUGGACUGGACCAGAGAGCUGAAGACCAAGCCUGAUCGGAGCAUUUGGCCUGGGGAGCCCGUGCUGUUGAUGCUGGAUGACCUGGAGACCCAGUGGCGGAAGGGCCGACUGCCCAACCUGCUGCCUGCUAUGGAACUGGUUAUAUGGGCUGUGCUUAAAGUCGCUGAGGACAAGGAAACCAUUCCCCAGCAGUGGCUCACCAGGAAGCAGAGGAAUCAGAACAUUGAUGCAGCCAAGUACAUUCCGCAUACUGUAUGGAACUGGAUCUGUGAUGCUGCAGUGGAGGUGACCCUUGACCCAGACACAGCCAACCCUGACCUGGUGAUCUCGCACGACGACAAGAGGAUGCGGUGCGGAUUUGAGAGGAAGGACGUACCCAACCACCACCAGCGCUUUGACGGGUGGUGGUGCGCUGUGGGCACAGAGGGCUUCUCCUCUGGCCGGCAUUACUGGGAGGUGGAGGUGGGCGAGAGGGACUGGCGUCUGGGUGUGGCCAAGGAGUCGGCACUGAGGAAGGGCUACAAGUCCCUCAACACACAGACCGGGUACCUGACCCUGCGGCUGGAGAGGGGCAGUGAGCUGAAGGCACUGACCGUGCCCUUCACCCCUCUUUCCCCGAACCUCGUCCCCCGCAAGGUGGGCGUGUACCUCGACUACGAGGAGGGCCAGCUGUCCUUCUACGACGUGGAGAAGCGCUCUCACAUCUUCACCUACAACAAGACCUUCACUGAGAAACUCUACCCACUCUUUGGCACAGUGGAGAUCAUCAAGGACCUGGUCAUCAGGUCUGCAGGAACUAGGGAACAGUGCUUCUGCCCUGGUCCGUGUCUGUGGGGCUGAUCUCCUUGAUCCCCACGGUCAGAUAGAUACGAGUGAGAACCAGUAUUCAAUAAGUAGACGAGAGAUCCACUGCUGUAAAGAUCAGCAUGCUUUCAAAUACCUGUGCUUUGAAAUAAGCCUGCCAUGGCUGCUUUUUACAUUGAUUCUUUCAUUCCAGCUUGCUAGAAUCUGUAAUGCACUCAUACUGUGUAUUUGCAUAUAUUUGAAAGAAAAUACUGUGGUCAUGUUAUUGUUGACUUGUACAAUUCGAAUCUUGUAAUAAUGAAGUACUUUCUGUGAUGAAUAAAUUUACAAAAUUAAA
This is a messenger RNA of Anguilla rostrata (American eel), 1681 nucleotides long. Its product is annotated as butyrophilin subfamily 3 member A1-like. Gene Ontology annotation, biological process: protein ubiquitination. The transcript has 10 exons. NCBI's taxonomy places the organism in Eukaryota, Metazoa, Chordata, Actinopteri, Anguilliformes, Anguillidae. The coding region runs from base 163 to 1380 and encodes 405 amino acids. Gene Ontology annotation, molecular function: ubiquitin protein ligase activity; protein binding. The record is from RefSeq and is a predicted model, not a curated record. Gene Ontology annotation, cellular component: cytoplasm.